Macrosiphum euphorbiae (potato aphid) is the source of this 231-nucleotide messenger RNA. Lineage: Eukaryota; Metazoa; Arthropoda; Insecta; Hemiptera; Aphididae. The record is from the annotation of a GenBank genome assembly.
AUGCUCAAGCCGAACUUAUGUACUGGCCCAGAGACCGCGGAGCUGACGUGGGAAGACAGCACGCUUGUUCACCUCGUUGAAGGUAGCGUCCACCAACGCUUCCUCCGUCUUCACCGCCGCUGCGGAAAAGCUGCCUCAGCGGCUGUCGACGAUGGCAUGGUUGCCCAUCGGUUUCCGCUAUUGGAUUUCGGGUUGUUGUACUUGCUUCUAGAAUUCGACGAAAUGCCGUGA